AUGAUACUCUUUUAUAAAUUUCGUAGUCUUUUUGACCAAAAAGAAAUUACUAAAUCUCCAUUGUAGAUAUUGAUAUAAUUCAAAGAUUAGAGUAAAUCCCCGAUAUCAUAAAAUAUUUGUAGAAAUUAGAAAAAAAGAGAAUAUCUUUAAUUAUCAUCAAGAAAAAGAUAAUCAACAGGUGGAGAAGCUAAUACACCAAAGAGUUCAAGGUUUUUCAAUUAUUUUGAAAAUCAAUACUCAUCUUGUGCACAGCUUUUAAUAAAAAAUUAGGAAAAGGUGAUCAAAGAAGUGUCAGAAACAUAGAUUGAUUAAACUUUAUAACCAUGA
Messenger RNA from Paramecium sonneborni, 327 nucleotides. NCBI's taxonomy places the organism in Eukaryota, Ciliophora, Oligohymenophorea, Peniculida, Parameciidae. The record is from the annotation of a GenBank genome assembly.